Molecule: messenger RNA, 453 nt
Organism: Caenorhabditis briggsae
Lineage: Eukaryota; Metazoa; Nematoda; Chromadorea; Rhabditida; Rhabditidae
Exons: 4
Coding region: 1-453 (150 amino acids)
Source: RefSeq, a predicted model, not a curated record
AUGCGGGCUAUCCCUCCAAAGUGUGGCAACUCUAGCUAUGUUGAUCAUAACUUUUCAAAUAUUUUUAUUCAUUUCACAAUUGUCUUUGAGAUUCCGGUCUCGGUAUUCGCAGUAUACUGUAUUCUGAUGGUCACACCAUCGAGAGCAAUCGAGAUGAAAAUUUUCUAUGCUCUUAUUCUGAUUGCGCUGGUUCCAAAUGUUUUCUUAAUUUUCCCGAUAACGGGAAUGUUAAUAGGAGCUGAGAAUUCAAUGUCAUACAAUCCAGCUCUCGGGGAAUAUAUGGUGUCUUCUCUGUCGAUUCAUGGAGUUCUGUCUACGUUAACAUUGAUUUUGAGUCAUAAACCGUACCGACUGGAGGCAGAUCGACUGAGAAGGAAACUGUUUUGCAGCAAAUCUGGCUCGAGGAAUAGUACGGUUAAAGUGGAAUGCAGCACGAAGUCUGUUAAAUACUAA